Molecule: messenger RNA, 3854 nt
Organism: Brassica rapa (field mustard)
Lineage: Eukaryota; Viridiplantae; Streptophyta; Magnoliopsida; Brassicales; Brassicaceae
Product: rop guanine nucleotide exchange factor 6
Molecular function (GO): guanyl-nucleotide exchange factor activity
Source: RefSeq, a predicted model, not a curated record
UUUUCUUAUAUGUUAUAUUUAAAACUUUUAAAACGACUUUAAAUUACAAAAAGUAAAAUUUCCUUAAGCAUACGACUAAAAGUAUUAAAAUAACAUGUAUUAGUUCGAUGUUUGAUAUGAAACCUUUCAAAACCAGAAGGAAGAUAAAUGUCAAAAUAAUUCAACUCUGGAAACAAUAUUAUUCACUUUUUUCAAAAGUGUGUUCGGUGAAAAAAACAAGAUUUUGUAUCAUAAUUUGUUUAAUGUCUAACCCGAGCAACCCAUGAUAUAUUAAGUAAUUAAUUAUCUUUAACAAAAAAAAUAUUAAUUAUAGUUUAGUUUCACAAUUUUUAAUAAAAAUUGAUCCGGUCUAUCGGAAAGAAAUUAUAUAAUAAUAACAAAAAAACAUUGUAUAUGUAUAAAAUAAAAUGAACAAAUAUAUAAAAAAAUAUCGAUAAUAUAUACAAAUAAACUCACAUGCACAAGGCGCAAAUCUUAUCCUAGUAAAAUAAACUAUUUGAAGAUCUAGAAAAUAUCUACGAUACAAAAUAAGCUUAAAAAGAAGCAAUGUGACAUUAUCCAUAAUGCAAUAUUACCAUUUCAUAUAUAAAAUAUUAGAUCAAGAAACUUGAAAAUUAGAAUAAGGAAAUAUACAACAUAAGAAAAUAAUAAUAUUAAAUUUUUACAUUUAGUUUUACAGACAAAGUUAAAUAAGUAAACUGGCCAAUUAAAAUAAGAGAAUAUACAAAAUAAGAAAUGGUAAUAUUAUAUUUUUAUUAUUUCCAAAUAUCAAAAACAUAGCUAUAAAACCCUUCUCCCAACAUCGGUCUCACACCAUUACCCCAACAUGGUCCAAAUUUAUUUACCUUUCAAUUUAUUUUCGCAGAAAGCACAAUUUUACGAUAUUUAUUUUCGCAGAGAGCACAAUUGAUAAUGAUGCAAGUAUUGUAGAUAAGCAUCAAUAUUGUUGAGAAAAUCUCGAAUCAUGUACGUAUGUAUAUAAAGAAACCUUCUCCGAUGGAAUAAGAUAUACAAUUUUCCCAAACUAAGGACUUAUCUAGCUAGACAUAUCUCAACAACGAGCUCCAAAAUAAAACGAAAACAAAUCUCCACGUACAAAAAAGAUAACUCAUAACUCCAUGGAUUAACACUAACCAUCAACACUAAGUUAACGGUCCAUACCUGGUAGAGGCCCUACUCUAAUUUACAAAAUAUGUCAUUUUUCCUUUGUAAAAAAAAAAAUUAAACAUUUUAUAAAAAUAAAUCUAAGUUAAGAAAAAAAAAGACAACAAAAUUUGUGGGUCUUAAGCGGUCGCUUAUUCUGCUUGUGCCAUGGGCGGGCAUGGUUACAUGGAUUAACAUUGACAAGUUCUUAUUCAAUCAUUGAACUUAACAUCUUAAUUAGUUUUUACACUUCAUAAAAACAUUUAAACCAAUAGAUCUAUCAAGAAAAUUUUGAAGCAUCCCUUCAAAAAAGGUCGAAGUCCAAAGACACGUAUAAUCUUAUUUAUAAAUAUUUAAACUACAAUCCAAAAAAUAUUUAUAAUAUUUAAAUUAAAAUCCAAAUUAAAGCUAAGUAACCAAGAAUUGUUAACGGAAACAUUCCUAUAAAGUAAUUAAUUAACUCAAAACCAAUAAAAUGGUAGAGAUUCGAAAGGGUUCUUGGUUUGGUUAUUUUUGGACUUGAGACUGCGGGAAGCUCACGGAACCAACCCUCUUUGUCUGAAAUCUGACGUGGCAGUAUAACGGCUACUUUGAAGACACGCACAAAUAAAAAAGUUAAAAAAAAAAAAUUAUAAAAACUCAGCAGAGAGACGUUGAGAUUUGCAUGUGACCACUCUCUCUUUGCAAAAUUCAAAAACAUAUUAAGACAGAACAAAAAAAAACAACAGAAACAAUUGUAAUAACCAUAGAUCUCGAUGGACCACAACAAUAACUACUAGUUUGAUCUCUCUCCUUCCUCUUAUACAUUUUCUGGGUUUCUAAAAAAGUUUCGAUCUUUGUUAGCAAAAAAUGGAGAGUAGCUGUAUUGGGUCUGAAGGAUCUAAACGAUACGGUGAGAGCAAACGAAUCGUUGCUGACUCAGUGACCGAGUCAACAACCGAUUCGAGCCUUAGCAGCUCUAGCUGCGGUGCUGGAUCGAGCUCCGGGAGAUCUGUAUCUUCGCUGUCUUCUCCUCCGACGAAAUCGCAGCUCCUUGGAUGGCCGUUAGGGCAAAGCUCGUGGAGGAAGAGUUCAGGGAAGAAGAUGACGAAGAAAACUCCGACCAAAGUCGACACCUUUGGGUUCAAGAGAAUCGGAACAGAGACUUCUGUUGAGUUGCUGAAAGAGAGGAUGGCGAAGCUUCUGUUAGGUGAAGACAUGUCAGGAUCUGGUGAAGGAGUUUGUCCUGCUUUAGCCAUCUCAAACGCUAUUACCAAUCUCUACGCUGCGAUUCUGGGGCAACAAUGGAGGCUAGAGCCAUUACCUAGCGAGAAGAAAACAAUGUGGAGAAGAGAAAUCGAAGUGCUUCUUUCCGUUAGUGAUCACAUUGUUGAAUUGGUGCCUUCCUUUCAGAACAUCCCCAAUGGAAGCAAGAUUGAGGUGAUGAACUGCAGACCAAGAUCAGAUCUAUCUACUUGUCUUCCCGCUCUUCGGAAGCUAGACAAUAUGCUUAUUGAGAUAUUAGAUAGCUUUGAAGGAACAGAGUUCUGGUACGUUGAUCAAGGAGUUGUAGCUUCUGAAUCCGCAAGGUCCAACUCUUUCCGUGAAGAUGGAGACAAAUGGUGGCUCCCUCUGCCACGUGUGCCAUCUGAUGGACUCUCCGAGCAAACCAGGAAGAAGCUAGACCACACUCGAGAUUUCACUAACCAAAUCUUGAAAGCAUGUAUGUCAAUCAACAGCAUUGCUUUAGCUGACAUGGAAGUUCCACAAGCAUACCUUGAAGCUCUCCCAAAGAACGGGAGAUCAUGUCUUGGUGAUUUUCUUUAUAGAAACAUCACAUCAGAUAACUUCUCAGCGGAUUACUUGCUUGAGUCAAUAGAUCUUUCAUCUGAGCAUGCGGUUGUGGAGAUGGCGAAUCGAGUAGAAGCAUCAAUGUAUAUCUGGAGGAGAAGAGGUCAUUCAAGGCAUUUGAUUUCACUGUAUCGAUCCACGGGUGCAAAACCCACUUGGGGGAUGAUAGUGAGGGAGAUGAUGAUGAAUCAAAACGAUGGUGACAAGAGGCAGAUAUUUGCAGGAAGAGCUGAAAGCUUAUUGAUCAGCCUCAAGCAACGUUUCCCUGGACUUAGACAAACAGCUUUGGACACAAGCAAGAUCCAGUUCAACAAGGAUGUAGGAAAGUCUAUACUUGAGAGCUACUCGAGGGUAUUAGAGAGUUUAGCGUAUAGCAUUGGUGUACGCAUAGAGGAAGUGUUGUAUAUGGAUGACAUCAGCAAAGAAGAUCAUGAUGAUUCUUGUUCAGACAAGUUGAGGUUGUUGUCUAAAGAAGAUGCAUCAAGUAGGUCGGCAGGUUCAUUAAGGAAGAGACUUUCGGCUCCAUCUUUGUUCUCUGUGUCAUUCUCAGGCACAUCAACUCCUUACAGAACUCCAUCAUUCUCUGCAUCGACUCCAACUUAUUCACCAAUGCCAUUGAUAAGCCCCAUUAGUGGAGGAGGAGAAAGAGCUCCGUUUCUCUCUAGGAGGAACAUUAGAGAACGUUGUGGGUUUGGUCCAAAGAAAGCGUUGGCUAAUUAUCUCCGGGGUUGAAUCUGAAGAAUCAGAGUUUUUAUUUUAUUUUAUUAUGUUAUAUUGUUGAGUUUAACAUAUUUUAUUAUUUGUUUCUAUAUAAAAAGCAAUUCGCUUGUAUGUACUGUAUGACGAUAUAUUUGAUCUACAUGCACUUUAUGUUGUUGUCA